AUGGAGUGGGAUCCCAGUCGAUUCUUUGGUGCUUCCGGAAGUCCUUCUCCUUAUGCCCUGCUGAUCCUCAAUCAACCAAUCAAUGAGAAAGCAUUUGGAGUUCUAAGCAAAUAUGCUUCUUAUAUUAUUUGUGCCGAUGGAGGUGCCAACCGACUUUAUGAUAUGAUGAAGGCCGAUGGAACAGAAUCUAAAAACCUACCAGAUGCCAUUAUGGGCGACUUGGAUUCUAUCCGACCAACAGUUAGAGAGUUUUAUGACAAGCUUGGCGUAUCUAUUCUCGAAGAUCCAGAUCAAUAUUCCACAGACUUUACCAAAUGCCUAAAAUAUCUCAAUGCACACGCUGCAGAAAUCAUUGCCUCUCCCCGAGCAGAGAAUGUUUCAACAAGAUCAAAUGGCACACUAUCCACCGAAAGCACAUCAGUACCUCCACCAAAUGAAUUACCCCUGGAGAUAGUGAUUCUCGGCGGCCUCGGCGGCCGAGUGGACCAAGCUUUCUCGCAAGUCCAUCAUCUAUACAUGAUGACGCAGACGCAAUGUACAAUCCGCGAGAAAGAAAGCAACUCCCCAAGCAACAAACCCGCCGCAGGCGGAAACCUGUAUCUCGUUUCCGAGGAGAGCAUCACAUUCAUCAUCCAAAAAGGGAAGAACGUAAUCCACACGCCUGCGACAAGACGAGCAGAUGUUACGGUGACAGGAUCUAAAGAGACCGACACAUCACCGUCAGCGAAGAAACGGAAGCUGGGACAAGAUGCGGAACCAGAGUACUUCUUUGAAGAAAAUAUAGGGAUCAUCCCUCUCUCAGCGCCUGCUUCAAUCACGACGCAUGGAUUUGAAUGGGAUGUUGAGGAUUGGCAUACUGAGAUCGGAGGGCAGAUAUCCACUAGCAAUCAUAUUCGCGCUGAUAAGGUGGAGGUUGAGACAUCGGUUCCUGUUUUGUUUACUCUAGAGUUGGCGGAGAGGCUGAAGAGGCGAUCGUGA
Messenger RNA from Penicillium soppii, 978 nucleotides. Its product is annotated as thiamine diphosphokinase. Gene Ontology annotation, biological process: thiamine diphosphate biosynthetic process; thiamine metabolic process. The record is from RefSeq and is a predicted model, not a curated record. The transcript has 3 exons. NCBI's taxonomy places the organism in Eukaryota, Fungi, Ascomycota, Eurotiomycetes, Eurotiales, Aspergillaceae. The coding region runs from base 1 to 978 and encodes 325 amino acids. Gene Ontology annotation, molecular function: thiamine binding; ATP binding; thiamine diphosphokinase activity.